Molecule: messenger RNA, 917 nt
Organism: Prunus dulcis (almond)
Lineage: Eukaryota; Viridiplantae; Streptophyta; Magnoliopsida; Rosales; Rosaceae
Exons: 2
Coding region: 33-917 (294 amino acids)
Source: RefSeq, a predicted model, not a curated record
AAGCUCUAGUGGAUUGCCGACCUCGAAAAGAAAUGGAGACAAUUGUUAUUCUCGUGUGCUACAAUGGAAAAUGGGUCACCUCGAAGAAGAUGUGCAAAUACGAAGGGGGUGACUCAAAAGGCUUAAUAGUUCCACGGACCAUCAAAUUUGCUGAACUGUUGGACCGUGUGCAUCAGAUUGGUAAUACAAACAGCAGGGAAGACAAGGUUUGCUUAAAAUUCUCAGUUUUGGUGGCCUCGAAUGAGUGGAAGCACAUAAAGAUUGAGGACGAUGAUGAUGUCAAUUUUUUUAUGAAGUACAAUUCCGAGGUAACACCUUCAAAACUAGCUCCCUUACUCGUGAGUAUAGAAGAUAAAGGACUGACAAAUGAUGUAGUUCAUAGUAUGCAUAUCACGACAGAUAGUAGUCGGAUGGGUCAUUCUUCAGUUGCCAUUGUUGAAAGCAAUGAAGUAACUUGGAAUAAUACAAAUGUCACUGAUGUGGGAGGUGAAGUAGGGACAGAUUUUAUGGAUAUGAUUGAUUUUAGCAAGGUGGAGGAGAUGCAUGGUGGUGAUAAUGGUACUGAAAGAAAUGAAGUGUCAGUGUACUCUGCCCCUCCUAAUUUGGGCUGCUUGAACACAGCUGCCCAGUUGCCAAUAAUGCGUUUAGGAGGAGAAUCUGAACCCACUCGUCAACAUUAUUGGAGUCAAAUGGGUGAACAAAAUCGGUACAAUGCAGCCGGUGUAAAUGAUGAAGAAGCAUAUUUGGACAGCAGGUUUUCACGAAGUGAUUGGAAUCCGAAAAUUACAGUUGGGCAAAUUUUCUCUAGUAAGAAAGCAUUGUUGACGGAGUUACGGUUGACGGCAUUAAGAGGCCACUUUGAAUUUAAGGUGCAAUUCUCUUGUAAAAACAAUAUUCCAUUGCGCAAUGUAUCUUAG